AUUCUAUGCACAUAUACUGUGCAAGUAUAUCAUAUGAUAGGGACUGAACACUGAUUCUUUUAACUUUUUUCUCUAACAAAAAUUUUAGUGAUAGUGAAUUAUCCUUAAUCUUUGCUACACUCAUCAUUGUUACUUGAAUCCCAAUAAUUGUGAAUCCAUACACUGUUUCAGAGACCUGUGAAUUACUUUGGAAUGUGAAGUUUUUUGGUAACCCAUUUGGAUAUAUUAUAUAUAUAUAUAUAUAUAUAUAUAUAUAUAUAUACACACACACAUACAUACAUUAGGCCAAGAAUUCCCAGUUCUGCUGUGAGACUUUCAAUGGCAGAAAGAGCAUUCAUUGUUCUUCUCAUUGUUUUCAUGGUUCUCUCUCUGGUUCAUCACUCAGCCCAAUUGCAGCCAUCUCAGUAUGAAGCCCUUUUGAGAAUCAAGCAGCAGCUGAAUUUCCCAGCAGAAUUAGAUAGCUGGAGUGAUAACACUGAUUUCUGCAACAGUGAGCCUAAUCCAUCUCUAACUCUGGUUUGCUAUGAAGACAAUCUAACUCAGUUGCAUGUUGCUGGAGAUACUUCAUUUUCAUUCCCACAGUUAUCUGAGGAUUUCUCCACUGUUGCCCUGUUUUCCAACUUGCUAAGUUUGCCAAACCUGAAAGUUCUUUCCUUGGUUUCUCUGGGCUUGAAGGGAAAUCUGCCAGCACUUAUUGGAAAGUUAACUUCUCUGGAAAUAGUGAAUGUGAGCUCCAAUUACUUUGAUGGGCCCAUUCCCAGAGAGAUUUCUUAUUUGAAGAACCUCCAAACUCUUGUAAUGGAUGACAAUAGGUUCACCGGUCAGGUUCCUAGUUGGCUGGGUUCUUCACUGCCAGCUUUAUGUGUUUUGAGUAUGAAGAACAAUUCACUCAGUGGUUCAUUACCAACAACUUUAUCACUUUCUGCAAACCUCAGAAUUCUGGUGCUUUCUGGUAAUCUUUUGUCUGGGGUUGUUCCUCACCUUAACAACUUGUCAAACCUUCAAGUUGUUGAUUUAGAGGGCAACAAAUUAGGACCUAAUUUCCCAAGGCUACCCACUAGAUUGGUUAAUUUGGUGCUCAGGAAGAACAAUUUUAAGUUUGUUAAGUUGCAUGAAUUGGGCUCCUUUUUCCAACUUCAGAAGCUGGACAUUUCCAUGAAUCAGUUUAUGGUUCCCUUUUCACAAUCACUGUUUUCACUCCCUUCUCUGACUUAUUUGGAUGUUUCUGGCAACAAAUUCACUGGAAAGCUGUUCAAGGACACACCUUGUAGUCCGGGUCUCAGCUAUGUUAAUUUGUCCGAAAACCGUCUGACAGGGGAUUUGCCACAUUGUUUGCAAUAUGUUAAGAACAAUAGGACCGUUCUGUUUUCUGGGAAUUGUUUCUCCUCAGAGAGGUAUCAACAUCAGCAUCCUCCUUCAUUCUGUCACAUUGAGGCUCUGGCUGUGCCAAUCUUGCCUCACAAGCAGCAGAAGAAAGUGACUAGCAGAGCAGUUCUUGCAUCUAGCAUGGUUGGUGGGAUUGUUGGGGGAAUGGUUCUUCUAGGUUUGGUUUUUCUUGUGGUGAGAAGGGAACGGAGAAAGAGGAAAUCAGAUAAAGUGCCUCACACUAGACUAAUAAUGGAGAAAGUAUCGCCUGCCUCUACGCUUAAGGUGCUCAAGGACGCAAGUAAUAUAUCUGAAACUAGAAAGUUGGGACCUGUUGGACUUCCACCUUAUAGGACUUUUGUUCUGGAUGAGCUUAGAGAGGCUACCAAUGAUUUUAGUACCUCAAAUCUUAUUGUUGAGAAUUCUAAUGGACAGGUUUACAGAGGAUGGCUCACAGAUGGUACUCUUGUGGCUAUAAGAUGCGUGAAAAUGAAAAAGAAACAUAGCGUUCAUACCUAUACUCACCAUCUUGAGCUGAUCGCCAAACUUCGGCAUAUCCAUCUAGUCAGUGCUAUCGGCCAUUGCUUUGACUGCUACCAAGAUGAUUCAAGUGUCAAUAAAAUACUUAUUGUAUUUGAACAUGUAGCUAAUGGAUCUCUUAGAAGUUUAAUAUCAGAGGGAAAUGUGGCCCAAAAGUUAACAUGGAAACAGAGGUUGGCAGCUGCAAUUGGGAUUGGUAGGGGCAUCCAAUUUCUUCACACAGGCCUAGUGCCUGGUAUAUAUGCAAAUCAGCUGAAAAUAACUGAUAUUUUAAUGGAUCAUGAUUACCAUGUGAAGAUUAGUAAAUACAAUCUGCCCUUGCUAGAUGAAACCCGGAAACUGGAUAAUGGUGCCAUUUCUUUCACUGGAUCAAAGGAGAAAGAUGGCUCUGCGUUGAGAUUAAACGAGAAAGAUGAUAUACAUGAUUUUGGAGUUAUAUUGCUUGAAAUGAUGGUGGGAAGAGCGAUAAAUUCAGUAGAUGAUGUCAGUGUUUCCUUUGACAUUCUAAAAGUAAACUUGAAUGCUGAAGAACCUGCUCAGAGAAGCAGUGUCGAUCCAGCAAUCCACAAUGAAUGUUCGGAUCCAUCAUUGAAGAUCAUGAUGGAGCUUUGUGUAAAGUGUCUGUCGAGUGUACCAUCAGACCGCCCUUCUAUUGAAGAUGUACUCUGGAAUUUGCAGUUUGCAGCCCAAGUUCAGGAUUCCUGGGUGCGGGAUAGCAGCAGCAGCAGCAACCAAGGGUCACCAAUUCACUUGACUUGAAAUUGAGUUGUCUGAUUAGGAUCUUUUGGCACACAAUACGCUUCAGUGUCCUAUGUAAAUUUGAGUAGUAUUGUUGCUGCUACAGUAGUGAACAAAAUGGGAGCCAAAAACUCACAAUUGGCAUGCAUUUAGUACUCUAGAUACUGUAAUCUAAUAAUCUCUAAUGGAGUCAAGGUAACUGAUUCUGUAAUCUUCCUUCCUUUUUUUCCCCUUAACCUCAUUGAUAAAUAAUUCGGCUUAAAUUCCAAAGCAAAGCACAAUACAAAUC
This is a messenger RNA of Oldenlandia corymbosa var. corymbosa, 2932 nucleotides long. NCBI's taxonomy places the organism in Eukaryota, Viridiplantae, Streptophyta, Magnoliopsida, Gentianales, Rubiaceae. The record is from the annotation of a GenBank genome assembly.